Plasmodium falciparum 3D7 is the source of this 3561-nucleotide messenger RNA. Its product is annotated as AP2 domain-containing protein. Gene Ontology annotation, cellular component: nucleus. The record is from RefSeq and is a predicted model, not a curated record. Lineage: Eukaryota; Apicomplexa; Aconoidasida; Haemosporida; Plasmodiidae. Gene Ontology annotation, biological process: regulation of DNA-templated transcription. Gene Ontology annotation, molecular function: DNA-binding transcription factor activity.
AUGACACAGUAUUUUGAAAAUUUUGAUGAAUUUCUUAAAGAAAUAGAUCUGGAAAAUUAUGCCUCGUUUGUAAAAGAAAAUGUUUCAAAUGAGGCCAAAAAAUAUGAUGAGAAUAUUUGUGCUCAGGAUUUGAGAAAUUUAGCCAAAUGUUUACCGAGGGUGUCGGGUGUUUGGUAUGAUUUGCAUAAAAAUAGUUGGGAAGCUAGAUGGACUGAUAGAGGGAAAUCAGCAAGAAAAUAUUACUCUGUUCAGAAAUUUGGAUUUCAUGAAGCAAGGAAGUUAGCCAUAAAAACUAUUCAAACAAAAGAAAUUAAUUAUUUAUGUAAUAGCAUAAAUGAGAAUUAUGAUAGACCAUUAAAAUGGAAUUUAACUAGUGAUUUUUUAGAAAUUACUCGUGAUCCAACCAUUAACUUGAAAAAAAAAUCUAGAUCUAAAAAUUGUCGAAUCAAAGCCAAAAAGGGUACAGAAAAAAACACGCUCUUAAUAAAAUCAACUAGUAAUAAUAAUAAUAAUAAUAAUAAUAUGAAUGGUAAAUGUAGUGAUAAUGAAAAUGAAUAUAAAAAUAAAAAUAAAAAUAAAAAUGAAAAUGAAAACAAAAAUGAAAAUAAAAACAAAAAUGAAAAUAAAAACGAUAUUGGAUAUAUUUAUGAUAAUAUUAAUAGUAAGAAAACGAAAUAUGAAAGAAAAUGUAUCCAUACAACAAAUAGUAAAAAAAAAAACUCAAAUGAUGUUCUUAAAAUAAACUACUAUGAGGAUUUUCAAAACGAAAAUAUAUCUCAGGAAAAUGAUGAAAAGAAAAGAAGUAUUGGAAAAAAGACUUGUGAUAAUUUUUCCAUUAAAAACAUAGAAAACAUUAAAUAUUCGUACGAAGAAAAUUUUGAAGAAAAUAAUAAUAGGGAAGAAAAUUUGAAUUUGUUUACUUCAAUAGAAACUGAAAAAAAUGAAACAAAUGGAAGCAGCUAUAUUUUUAUAAGUGAUUCAGUAUCAUAUAGUAAUAAAAAAGAGAAUGACAAAUCAGAAUAUGCUCAUCACAUGGAUAUAGAUAGUAGGAGCAAUAGAAAGAACGAUACAAGUGAAAGAUUAAAUGAGAAAUAUAUAAAUGAAAAUAAUUAUAGUGAUGAAUGGAAUUAUAUGAACGAUACUCAUUUGAAUAAUAUAUUUAAUAUUAAAAGAAUGGAUAACGGAAAUAAUGUAAAUGAAUAUAAAAGAGAUGAUGAUAGUAAUGGUUCUGAAGAUAAAUUAAUACAAAAUAUAAUAAACAAAUGUGAUGAUAAUAAUGAUGAAGAUGAUGCUAGUUGUGGUGGUAAUCAUAAUGGUAAUAAUAAUCGCAACGGUGAUAGUGAAGACGAUGAUGAUGUGUGUAUUAUUAAAAACGUCAAAGAUUCUCACAAGAAUGAACAAUUAUAUUAUAAUACAGAAUAUAAUCAAGGCACCAAGGAAUUCCCACGGGAAGAAAUUUUCAAUUAUAUGUUUAAUCAACAAAAUGUCUUUUCUAAAGAAGAUUUUUAUAAUAAACAAAUAAAUCUUUUAAAAUAUUACAUGAAAAAAGAUAACGAUGAGAUUCAUGAAAAUAAAAUGGGGACAUGUAACGAAUUUAAUUCGAUGAGAAAUUUUGAAAUGGCACAGAAUUGGAGUUCAAAUGAAGCCCACAACUGUGUGCUUAAUGAUUUGACAUGUAAUUCACAUAUGCAUAACGAACAUAUGAGUGAUGGUUAUAUGAAUAACGAUAAUAUGAACAAUGAAUAUAUGUAUAAUAGCUGUGAGAAGAAAAGUAGUAUAAAUAAUGAAUAUAUAAGAAGUUAUUGUAAAGAGAAUAAUUGUAAGAAAGAUUUUUAUGGGAAGAAUACUUAUAGAAAUAGUUUUUGUAUGAACAAUAAAUGUAUGAACGACAUAUGCCUGGGGGAAAAUUGUGAGAAUCAAUUUUGUAUGAACAAAUGUUGUAUGAACAGAUGUUGUAUGAAUAAAUAUUGUAUGAAUAAAUAUUGUAUGAAUAAAUAUUGUAUGGAUAAAUAUUGUACGAAUAAAUAUUGUAUGAAUAAAUAUUGUAUGGAUAAAUAUUGUAUGGAUAAAUAUUGUACGAAUAAAUAUUGUACGAAUAAAUAUUGUAUGGAUAAAUAUUGUACGAAUAAAUAUUGUAUGGAUUAUUGUUGUAUGAAUAAUGUUUGUAUGCACAAUAAUUGCAUGCUUCAUAAUUAUGUUAGAAAUAAUUGUAGUUGUAUAAAAAACACCAUGAAUGAUAUGAAUGGUUCAUCAUAUCAGAUAUUCGAUGAGAACAAGAUGGUUUCUUUUUAUGAAGACUUGAAAAAUAUUGGCCUUAACAAAUUAAAUGGUAAUAAUUCUAGCCUAUUAAAUGAUACUAUUUGUAAGGUAUCUGAUAGUAGUAAUAGUAAUAACUAUUAUAACAAUAGCAAUUUUUGUACAUCUUAUAAAAAUGAUUCUUAUAGUUUUAGUAAUAUUUUCAAGAUUAUUCAAAAAAACACUGACGAUUUUUUAAGGGAAAAAAAAGAUAGGAACAUGCUCACGGAACAUAAUGCUCGUAACAAUAUUUUGCGUCUGUUGACUAGUCAAAUAAAUAGAAAAGAUUAUUCGCCAAACGGAGAAAUGGAAGAUGGACAUGAAGAACAUAAAACUGAAGAAGCAAAAGAAGAUAUGGAAGAUAGUAAAUGUAGAGAAGUUACAGGAAGGUAUUAUAAAUAUAAUGAAUUAGAAGGAGGAGGAAAAGAGGAGGAAGAUGGAAAGCGUGGACAAUCUGAAGUUAAAGAAGAGGAAAAAAAUAAAAAAGAACAAAAAGAAAAGAAAAAUAAUAUAUGUGACGAAUCAGAAUAUGGACAAGAAGAUUAUAAUUGUGGAAAAUUAGAAAGGGAAGAAAAAAAGGGAGAGGACAAAAUUGAUGAAUCGAAAUGUGAAGAGUAUAAAUAUGAAAAAUUGGAAAGAAGAAGGGAAUGUAAAGAUGAAACAGAAAAAUCAAAUGAAAAAAAUAUAUUAAAUGAAGAAAAUAUAUUAAAUGAAAAUGAAAAAUCAAAUGAAAAAGAAAAAUCAAAUGAAAAAGAAAAAUCAAAUGAAAAAAAUAUAUUAAAUGAAGAAAAUAUAUUAAAUGAAGAGAACAAAUCAAAUGAAGAGAACAAAUCAAAUGAAGAGAACAAAUCAAAUGAAAAGAAUGUCUCAAAUGAAGAAUCAGAUGAGCAUAAUCCAAUAAAACAACCUUUCAUAAUACAUAAUUCACUAGAUUCUUUAAAUUCACCAGACAAUUUGCUUAUUUACAAGAAUGCAAUUGUUUUACUUUUAAACGACAUAAAAUUAAAAUGCUUACCACAAUUAGGUAAACAAUUUUCAGAUGUAGGGAGAAUAAUUGAUAAUUAUUUAAUUUAUGUGAAUUCUGUUCUUAAUGAAAACUUUUUAUGCACAUUUGUAAAUUUAUUUGACAUGUGUGUAACAAACAAUACUUUGCCUAGCCAAAUGGACACAAAGAUACAACAUAUUUUUUGUAAUGCCUUAAUAGCUUUCCAUGUUGUAUUUCUGAACCUUUUGCAUAACAAUAAUAAUCAUCUCCUUGAUAAUUAA